Molecule: messenger RNA, 1822 nt
Organism: Ogataea polymorpha
Lineage: Eukaryota; Fungi; Ascomycota; Pichiomycetes; Pichiales; Pichiaceae
Exons: 1
Coding region: 4-1614 (536 amino acids)
Biological process (GO): transmembrane transport; L-cysteine transport
Cellular component (GO): membrane
Molecular function (GO): L-cysteine transmembrane transporter activity
Source: RefSeq, a predicted model, not a curated record
AAAAUGUCUAAGGAGACUUCUAGCUCACGCACAGCUUCUGUAACACAGGUUCUUUCAGAUGGCGAAAAAGUGCCCGCUGUCGUGGACCAAAAAAAUGCGGACGGCACAUUAGCGUUCCUUGAACUCCACGAUGAGGACUUCAAGAAUUCACCGCUCACAGAUGAAGAGGACUCCCGUAUGACGAAAAAGGUUUUGAUCGCCGUUAUUUCUCUGGUCUCUAUCAUCAACACAAUGCUGUAUAUUGACAAGGCUACCUUAUCUUAUGCGUCAAUUCUCGGAUUAUAUGAGUCAACAGGAAUCGGAACUACGGAGUACGACGACUUGAACUCAAUUUUCUAUACUGGGUACACUGUGGGCCAGGCCUUGAACUUCGUGUUGCAGAAGGUCAAUCAAAGGUACUUCCUGACGGUUACACUCUUUGUUUGGGCCAUCUUGGUUUUCUGCCACUGUGCCGCUUACAACUUUGUGGGCUUGAUUUUCCUCCGCUUGCUGCUUGGUGUCACAGAGAGUGUGGUUGUGCCCGCAUUGGAAGUGACUAUGCUUCAAUUCUUUACUCCGCAACAAAGAGCAACUAUCCAGCCUAUUUUCUGGGUUAGCUGUGUUGGUCCUCCAAAUAUUAUUGCAGGUUUCAUUGCCUAUGGAGUUCUGUACGCAACAGGAACCAUUCCGCCAUGGAAGAUUUUCAUGAUCAUUCUUGGUGGUAUGACAUUAAUCGUUACUGCAGUGUGCUGGAUUUGGUAUCCUGCUGAUCCUACGACAGCAAAGUUCCUCACGACGAGAGAGAAAUAUUUCCUCAUCAAAAAAGUUCACGCUACAAGCUCUUCGUCUAUUACGCAAACUGUGAUUAAACGCGAUCAAAUUGUCGAAUGUCUUCGUGACCCUCUUUCGUGGCUCUUUUCCCUUGCAAUGUUUUUGAUCAUGUUAUCGAAUAACCUUGCAUACCAGCAAAAUCUGCUUUAUGUCGGUUUGGGUGUGUCCAACUUGGGCUCCACUCUUGUCAGCGUUGCCGGAGCAGGAUUUUCUUGGGCUUAUAUGAUAUUUGGAUCCGUCUUCAUCUACUACUUCCCCAACCAAAGCCAUUGGGCCACUUUCUUGGGUUGCGUGCCGGCGGUAGCUAGUGGUAUAGCUAUGGUGACAAUUCCUUGGAGCAACAAGCUCGCAUUGCUUGCGAUGCUGGUGCUUGCAGGAAACACAUUUGCGCUGGCCUACAUUGUAAUCUUGGGAUGGAGUACUGCUGCCGCCAGUGGUAACACCAAACGUUAUGUCAGACAUUUGAUGCUUAUGGUGUCUUACGGUGUUUCGAACAUUAUUUCGCCACAACUUUGGAAGGGCAACCAGGGAUAUUCUGACCAUGGCACGGGCCCACGUUACUAUGCUGCAUGGACUAUCCAAAUUGUGCUCUCUUGGUUUGGAACAACCGUGGUUGCGUUCGUGAUUCACUACAUCCUAAAAGCUAGAAAUAAGGAGAGACUAGCAGCAAGAGAUGAUGACAGCGUCAAGGGAGUUGUUUUGGUGAAAGACCCAGAGACAGGCAAGACAAUUGAAGAGGCAGUCGACAUUGCUAAUCUCGAUCUCACCGAUCUCCAAAACAAAAACUUUAUAUAUCCUCUAUGAUCGCCAAUCGUCAGACAUACCCAGACUUGAGCGAGAGUUCGUUUACGGUUAUAAUAUGCAAGCUGCAGGAAGCACGAGCACUUUCGAGGCAGUAUAGAGAGAGAUCGGGAGAUUGUAGAGCAGUUUUGGGCCAGAACGGGCUUAAUUCAUCACACGUGCUAAAAAUUAUUGUGGUCUACAAUACUGCAUGCAAUAUAUUCACCCGGAA